Molecule: messenger RNA, 2472 nt
Organism: Rubroshorea leprosula
Lineage: Eukaryota; Viridiplantae; Streptophyta; Magnoliopsida; Malvales; Dipterocarpaceae
Source: the annotation of a GenBank genome assembly
CCUCCCCCAGACUCUAAUUCGCCGCCUUGAAAACUUUUCCUCUCUUUCCUCAAAAUUCGAUCCAAUUCUCACGAGUUCUACUUCGCUGCCUCCAUUUGACCUCUGAUCGGAUCGGAACAAGAACCCUAGCUGAACUGGUAGAUCUAAUUUGAUUAGAUUCCAUCAUGUCGAAGUCACUUCCUUAUUCCAUGAAAGAUGUUCACUACGAUAACGCCAAGUUCCGUCACCGAUCUUUCUCCAAGGCGCUAUCACAGACCCUGCUCACAAGUAACGUAAAACGUGAGUGUGUAAGUUGUAGUACAGGGAAAUUUCUAGUGCUAUUGUUGACAUUUGGUUUGGCAUAUCUUCUGUUGACACAUUCAAGUACUGUGCAUUCUGUUUCCAAUGAACUGGAAAAUGGUAUCAGGGCAAAUGAAGAAAAGGUCACCCCUGGUGGGGGCAGCAGACUUAGAAAACUUUGGAUAAAACCACCUAGGCUUCCUCCUCGUUUAUCACCAGAUGAAAUAAGUGGUCCUAAGAAGCCUGAUCUAGAGUCAGAAUGGAUAGCUAAGCAACAAAAGGUUAAGGAGGCUUUCAUCCAUGCCUGGUCUGGCUAUAAGAAGUUUGCAAUGGGCAAUGAUGAGCUUAUGCCACUGAGCCAGCAUGGAGUUGAUGGGUUAGGUGGCCUUGGUGCUACUGUCGUGGAUGCUCUUGAUACUGCUAUGAUAAUGGGGUUAGAUGAAGUUGUUUCUGAAGCUGGCUCUUGGAUUGAGUCACAUCUUUCAGAAAGGAUUAGCAAGAAAGGCCAAGUUAAUUUAUUUGAAACUACAAUACGAGUUUUGGGGGGUCUUUUAAGUGCAUAUCAUUUGAGUUCAGGAGAUCAAGGUAUAAAAGUAGAACAGAAGGGGCCUAAACCAGCUGUUUAUCUAGAUACUGCUAGAGAUUUGGCUGAUCGUCUGCUAUCUGCCUUUACUUCCAGUCCAACUGCUGUUCCUUUUAGUGAUGUUGUCCUACAUGAUUCCUCAGCUCAUCCAGCCCCUGAUGGGCUUAGUAGUACUUCAGAAGUUUCCACUGUACAACUUGAGUUCAAUUACCUCAGUGCAAUUUCUGGUGAUCCAAAAUACAGUAUGGAAGCCAUGAAGGUUUUGGCACAUAUGAAAACUCUUCCAAAGGUGGAAGGAUUGGUUCCUAUAUACAUGAGUCCUAAAUCUGGUGAAUUUAGUGGAGAAAAUAUUAGACUGGGAUCUCGAGGUGACAGCUACUAUGAGUACUUAAUAAAAGUGUGGCUUCAGCAAAGAACAAGUCAAGAUGGUAACUUCACAUAUCUAUAUGAUAUGUAUCAGGAAGCAAUGAAGGGUGUCAGACAUUUGCUUGUUCAGAAAUCGAUCCCAAAUGGAUUGGUUUUUGUGGGGGAACUUCCUUCUGGGCCAAAGGGUGAAUUUAGUCCAAAAAUGGAUCACCUGGUUUGCUUCUUGCCUGGUGCUCUUGCACUUGGUGCCACCAAAGGCAUCACAAGGGAGAAAGCUAAGAAGGGCAAUCUUCUCACCUUUGAAGACCUAGAAAACUUGAAACUUGCAGAAGAUUUGGCAAAGACAUGCUUUGAGAUGUAUUCAGUGACUUCCACUGGUCUGGCUCCAGAAAUUGCAUACUUCCAUACUAAGGAAUAUUCUGAAGAUGGUCUGGAUGGUGGAAAUAAGAGUUCAAAAUAUGUCAAUGACAUAAUAAUCAAACAUGCUGACCGUCAUAAUUUAUUACGUCCUGAAACUGUUGAAUCUCUGUUUGUAUUAUAUCGUAUCACCCAAGAUCAAAAAUACCGUGAAUGGGGUUGGCAAAUUUUUGAAGCAUUUGAGAAAUACACAAAGGUGGGUUCUGGGGGAUACACUUCCUUAGAUGAUGUAACCACAAUUCCUCCUCAAAGGAGAGACAAGAUGGAGACCUUUUUCCUUGGCGAAACACUGAAGUAUUUAUACUUGCUGUUUGGGAAUAGCUCCGUUAUCCCCUUGGAUAAGUUUGUUUUUAACACAGAAGCUCAUCCUUUUCCAAUUAAUGGAACCGUCUAAGAGGAUUGCAAAACAUUCAUGUGAAGGGAGGCCUGUAAACGCUCAAUGUUGCUUCGCCACAAACUCCAGUCGUCUUGACAUGGUUUUGUAGUAUAUCUUGUGACAAAGGGAUUCGGUGGCCAGGUUAAAUGGUCUUGGCUUAGCUUUCCCUUGUCAUGUGCAUGGCGAUCUUGAUCUGCAGUGAUAUGCCUACAGGAGGAAAGUUACAUUGGCAUUUGAAUGGCGUGCCCGAUCAUGACAGGAUCAGAAGAUGUGUUUGUCUCAUAGACAUUUUUGAAAAUUGAAUGUGGAUGGGGUCUUGCCCUCCCAAAGAAGUGUUAGAGUGAAAUACAACCUAUGUAAUCAACUUAACUGGUUUAGAAGAAUUUUGGCUGCUUUCAAUUCCAAACCAACUGAUUUGGUUAUAUUUUCUGGAACAUUUCAUGAAAUUGCG